UUCUCACUGUCAUGGCCUAUGACCGAUAUGUAGCUAUCUGUCACCCACUGCACUAUGGAUCUAUAAUGAAGUGGAGUAGCUGCCUCCAGAUGGCAGCUGGAGCAUGGAUGGCAGGUUUCCUUAAUGCUGCUUUGCACACCAGUACUGUUUUUUCACUGCCCUUCUGCUCUAACAUAAUCCAUCAGUUUUUCUGUGAAAUCCCACAUAUUUUGAAGAUCACCUGCUCCAAUUCAUACCUUAAUGAAGUUUGGGCUCUCCUCUUUAGCACAAUAUUUAGUCUUUUCUGCUUUGUGUUCAUUGUCAUGUCCUAUGCACAGAUUUUUACUACAGUGUUUAGAAUGCCCUCCAUGGCAAACAGAUGGAAAGCCUUCACUACUUGCAUUCCCCACAUCACAGUUGUCUCCAUAUUAUUUGGCACUGGCCUGUUUACCCACCUUUUACCAACUUCUAACUCUCCAUACAAUCUGGAUGAAGUGCUUACUGUGUUAUAUACCGUGGUGCCUCCAAUGAUGAACCCAAUAAUCUACAGCAUGAGGAACAAAGAUGUCAAAGCUGCCUUGUGGAAGUUGCUUGGUUUUACUCUUGGUAAGAAGAAUGAAGAGAUACCUCCCAUUCACCUAUAA
Molecule: messenger RNA, 623 nt
Organism: Rhineura floridana
Lineage: Eukaryota; Metazoa; Chordata; Lepidosauria; Squamata; Rhineuridae
Product: olfactory receptor 14A16-like
Exons: 1
Coding region: 12-623 (203 amino acids)
Biological process (GO): G protein-coupled receptor signaling pathway
Cellular component (GO): membrane
Molecular function (GO): olfactory receptor activity
Source: RefSeq, a predicted model, not a curated record